AUGCAGAAAGUGGCAACCCUAGCACUGGGGGUAGGGGAGGAGGUUGAGGUGCUGCUGUGCGGGGGUGCCGUGACCACGUAUCACGGCUUGGCUGCAGACGUGCGGGUGCCGAACAUCAGCGGUGGGCUCCGCCGCGGGGCGCCGCAGCGAGGGCAGGGGAGAGGGAGCGGCCGCUUGCAGUGCCGCGUGUGGGCCGCCAGGGGGAGCCGCGCUACCGAGGCGCUGACGUGCUGCGCAACGACCGCCAGAGGGCGCUCCCGCGGCAGCGGUGGGCCUGCGGCGGGGUCCGCCGGCCCGGGGCGGUGCGCGGCGGCUCGUCGGGGGGCGGACGGGGCGGGAAUCACCUCCAGCGAAUCCGGUGCCGGCGCGGGCCGCUCCUUGCCGGGGCGGGCGGCUAAGCUCGUGCAGGAGCUCAGCGAGCCCUUUGUUUGUCUGCUUACCGUGCAGAGGCUUUCGGGCACCGGCAGGGGAGGGAAAAGGCCUUUCGGGAGCCGGGACCCCGCAGCGAGUGCGAGCGCCCCCUGCGCUGGGCGUUUAAGCCUGCGGCGGCCGGAGCAGCGCAACAAGGCUGGUGCUUCCGCAGGUGGUGAAGGUGCCCCCGGCAGGGAGAGGUGCCCGGCUGAGGAGACACUGGUGCUGCCUUGCCUGCACCUGCCCACUGCAGGAGAUCUGGUGGGGACGCCUCUCAGUUCUGACCUUAGAAUUGGGAGAGACCCUCUGUGCAGAGAGAGGCACUUGGCAUGGAUUUAUUCCCUGAGGGAAGAGGCUGGGCUCCCUGCUGUUUGGAGCAACUUGCUGGUGACAGCCAUGUACCUGUACACCUGCCUCAGAGAACAUGUCCUGUGGACGGACACCCCAGCUUGCUACAGCUCAGUUUCAGGUAAUUUCAGGUCCAGCUUGUUGAAGCUCCAGCUUUGGUUUCAGCUCCAGCUACACGAUGCUCUGCUGAUGGACACUCCAGUUCGUUUCAAUUCUGGCUACGAGAUGCUCCUGCUACAUGCAGCUGUGGCUGAGGAAGUGAAGCUGCUUCUUGUUACCAGCUUUGGCUUAAUAAAUGCUCCUUCUUGUUACCAGCCAGUUAAAGCUCCAGCUAAUUGCAGCAGUCUGAGCUUUUGGCCAGGUUGUAAAUCAAUCACUGUCAUAACUUGUAUAUGACUAUGAACUGUCAUACUUGUACAUUGUCUAACAUGGAAUAACUAUUCUGGUGGA
This is a messenger RNA of Strigops habroptila (Kakapo), 1209 nucleotides long. RefSeq lists its product as uncharacterized. The transcript has 4 exons. The coding region runs from base 1 to 1155 and encodes 384 amino acids. The record is from RefSeq and is a predicted model, not a curated record. NCBI's taxonomy places the organism in Eukaryota, Metazoa, Chordata, Aves, Psittaciformes, Psittacidae.